UAAAUCCCCAAUUUUUUUUCUUUUCAUUAUUCAGACGGUGAACAAGAUGUGAAAUCUGAAGAGGGUGAGAAUAAAGACGGUAAAGGAGAGAUGUCGGCCCAGAAGCGCUCAUUUCCUUGGAAUGGUGAAAAUGGUCGUCCGUCAAACAAAAAAAAAAAAGCUCAUGGUCCUACCCUUCCCAAGAAUGCAUUAAUGCAACUCAAUGAAAUUAAACCGGGUUUGGAAUUUCAGUUAAUGGGUCAAAGUGGACCUGUUCAUGCUCCAACAUUUAACAUGAAAGUGGAGGUGAAUGGUGAAAUCUUUGAAGGAGCCGGUCCAACCAAAAAGAAAGCCAAACUUCAGGCUGCUGAAAAAGCUCUGAGAUCUUUUGUUCAGUUCCGUAAUGCAUCCGAAGCAUAUCAGGCAAUGGGCAAAAAAGUAAAUUCGUUAGAUUUUACAUCAGAUACGGCAGAUAUCGGUACUUUUAUUAAUGAUUUUGAAGACAAAGUAGAAGGGGAGAAUAACGAAGUAGCACAAGGGGUCUCCAAAGCCAAUGGCUCCCAUACAAACCAGAAAGCUACAUUAACACCCCAGCCUGCAGGUAAAAACCCUGUGAUGAUUUUGAACGAGUUAAGGCCGGGCUCAAAGUAUGAAUUUGUUUCUGAAUCAGGUGAGAGCCAUACGAAAACAUUUGUGAUGCAGAUUACAGUGGAUGGCAUUGAUUUUGAAGGUACUGGCCGCAAUAAGAAGCAAGCGAAAGCAAGAGCUGCUCAGGCAGCCCUUGCACAGGUUUUCAAUAUGCAACUCUUCCCACCUGGACUGCAACCAGUCCCAAAGGAUGGUGCUGAAGAAAGUUCGAAAGUGUUAGCUGAUAUUAUUGCCAAAGUUGUUCAUGAAAAAUUUGCUGAACUGACUGAUAAUUAUUCCAGUCAGUAUUCUCGCAGAAAAGUUCUUGCUGGUAUUGUGAUGACAAGUGGAGCAGAUGGUCACGGGGCUUCUGUUAUUGGAAUUGGAACUGGUACCAAAUGUAUUAAUGGAGAAUAUAUGAGUGACAGAGGGUUUGGUGUCAAUGAUUGCCAUGCCGAGAUCAUAGCCCGCCGUUGUUUCCUUCGCUACAUCUACGACCAGCUGGAGUUGCAUCUUUCUGACAACUCAGAUGUAUGUAAUUCUUCAAUAUUUGAACUUCGAGAUAAAGGAGGUUAUCAACUUAAAGAAAACAUCCAGUUCCAUCUAUAUAUAAGCACUGCUCCUUGCGGUGAUGCCCGCAUCUUCUCUCCGCAUGGCCAGGAUGUUGAAACAGGUGACAGACAUCCAAAUCGCAAAGCUCGAGGUCAAUUAAGAACCAAGAUCGAAUCUGGAGAAGGAACAAUUCCUGUCCGAACGUCUGGUGUUAUUCAAACAUGGGAUGGUGUUUUGGAGGGUGAGCGUUUACUUACAAUGUCUUGCAGUGACAAGAUAGCAAGAUGGAAUGUCCUUGGAAUUCAAGGAUCGUUGCUGAGCCAUUUUAUGAACCCCAUAUACCUCGAAAGUAUUAUUCUGGGUAGCUUAUACCACAGUGAUCAUUUAUCACGAGCCAUGUAUUCCCGUAUCUCUAUAAUAGAGAAUCUUCCGGAACCUUUCCAUUUAAACCGCCCUUUCCUCAGUGGUAUCAGUAGUCCCGAGAGCCGGCAGCCUGGGAAAGCACCAAAUUUUGGCAUCAAUUGGCGGAAAGAGGAUGACACAUUUGAAGUGAUCAAUGCUAUGACAGGUCGAGUUGAAGGUGGUAGUGUGUCAAGAAUCUGUAAGCAAGCUUUAUUCAGUCGCUUUAUGAAUUUAUAUGGUAAGCUGUCUUCAUUGACUGGUCAGUCUGUGACCACUCGUCCAACCCAUUACUCUGAUGCUAAAGCUGCUGUAAUGGAAUACCAGUUGGCCAAGCAAUGUGUAUUUCAAGCAUUCCAGAAGGCUGGUCUUGGCAAUUGGGUCCAGAAACCAAUAGAACAAGAUCAAUUUGAAAUGUCCACUGAGGCACCAGACAUUCAAGUAAAGUCUUCAGGUGACGACUCUGCAUAAAUUGCAUUCUUCAUUUUGCUGAAUCGGCUUUAUUUCCAAAGUACGAAUAAUCUUUCACUUAUAUUAAAGUAUCUUCAAAA
This is a messenger RNA of Octopus bimaculoides (California two-spot octopus), 2108 nucleotides long. RefSeq names its product double-stranded RNA-specific editase 1. Gene Ontology annotation, biological process: RNA processing; adenosine to inosine editing. The record is from RefSeq and is a predicted model, not a curated record. Gene Ontology annotation, cellular component: nucleolus; cytoplasm. Lineage: Eukaryota; Metazoa; Mollusca; Cephalopoda; Octopoda; Octopodidae. Gene Ontology annotation, molecular function: double-stranded RNA binding; double-stranded RNA adenosine deaminase activity; tRNA-specific adenosine deaminase activity.